UUGACCAUUGGAGCCAACCGAUUUCACUAUAGCAAAAAACUUUUUUAUUUGAUUGCAAUUCAAAUUGUGAAUAAUUUAAGAUACAAUAGAAUUAAAAGUUGUUACAAUUAAAUAUUUCUACAGAUAAUUAUCAUUAAUAGGAUCAUUGAUUCUGCAUAGAAUUGUAGUGAUUAAUACUCUCCUUGUUCUUUACCUUCCCUGUGUGUUUCUAAUGGUUACCAAUUAUUUAGAAAUGAAAACAAAUUAUUUUGUUUGUUUCGUUUUUUUUUCAUGAUUGUGAAUUUGAAUUCUGUUUAAUUGUUUAUCUAAUUCUAUUAGAAUUGAAUAUGAACCGUUUUCGACACCAGGAAUCGAUGAUGGACCGAUUAACUAAUUUGGAGACUCAUUUACGAGAAAUUUGCUAUAAUCUGGCCUCUUAUAAUCGUAAAAUAGCCAAAACCAGGGACGAAGGUGAUUCUUUGGCCACAUCGAUCGUUAAAUUUGCCGAAGAGGAAAAUGUCAAUUCUAGUCUAAAAUAUGGAUUAGCUCAUCUCGCUGAUUAUUUCAGUGCUGUUCAAGAUCAAAGGAAUACAGAAGUUUUCCAAUUGGAAGGUCGGAUCAUCCAAGAGAUGAGCGUCUAUGGUGAACUCUGCAAGAAAGCAAGAGAGGAAACUCGUAAAGGUUUACUAGCCAAGGCCAAAGCGGGUGACAUGGCCCGAAGCAGUAGCAUUAACGAGAUUCAUAAUGCUGUCAAAAUGUACGAACUACAAAUCGACCGAUUUGAAAAGCGAAAAUUAUCAGAUCUCAAAAGAUACUUCAAAGAAUUGGUUCAGAUUGAAUUGUAUUUCCAUUCGAAAAGUGUUGAACUUUUAACCAAAGCAUAUAAAGAGAUGAUCGAUGUCGAUGAGAAAUCUGACCUUAACUCAUUUCGAAAUCACUUCGGCAUCAAGAGGAAUCAAUCACCAAUCAAAGAUAAUCGCCUAAGAGCCGGUGGAAAAAGUACCAAUAAAACGGCCACUUCGCUCCGUCGAUUCAGCUCUUCACCUGAGGUCUCAUCGGAAAAAUCGACUAAUCAACCAACGCCGACGAUUAGCAAGGCCAAAAGCGACUCUUCAGACAGUGAGGACGAUGAAAUCGACGAAAUGGCCUCAGAGGUUGCUCGCAAUGAGACCACAAUCAAUAAAUAAUCAUCGGUGUCUCCUGAUUAUCUUUUAAAUCUCAACCAUUUGAAUUUGAUUUUUUUACCAAUUCUAAUCAAGAAUUAAUAUUUACUCAUCUCAUUUAUUUCCUUCACGAAAAUGAAUAAAUUAUAAUUUUGGUUCUCGUU
Panonychus citri (citrus red mite) is the source of this 1306-nucleotide messenger RNA. It is a transcript of the gene Fam92, whose product is annotated as CBY1-interacting BAR domain-containing protein 1-B-like. Gene Ontology annotation, biological process: cilium assembly. The record is from RefSeq and is a predicted model, not a curated record. The transcript has 5 exons. Lineage: Eukaryota; Metazoa; Arthropoda; Arachnida; Trombidiformes; Tetranychidae. Gene Ontology annotation, cellular component: ciliary basal body; ciliary transition zone. The coding region runs from base 327 to 1166 and encodes 279 amino acids.